ACACUUCCGCUGUGCGUUCACUUGUCACUGAGCAGUUCGGCAGAGCAUUGCGCAAAAAAACUCCCAUUUCCUCCUCUAAUGAGAUCUGAACUCGUCUCUUCUACUUAUGUUUUCAUGGCACAGGAAGUGAGUGAUGACCCCCCACCUGACACCUGUACUUCUGCCCAGUGUCAAUUGAUGUUGUGCUUUUUUACAUAAUGUUGCCAGAUUUAUUGUCGUUUACACCGAUUUCCUCCUCCUUCUUCCCCUGGGACUUGCUGGUAUAGUGGACCCCGGGACCUCAUGCUUUCUUAAAAAGCAGAAGCACAAACUUCCUGUGUCUCCGCCAUUGAGCGUAAGGCGGAUAAGGCGGAAGUGAAACACAGUUCAUCUGCAGCUGCAGCUGCACCCAUGGCCUCCCAGAGUUCUCUUACCAUCCUCAUGGACCUCAUAUCUGUUUCCUGAUUUCUACCGUUUAGCCAGAGGUAGGCAGCCAGCUGCUGGACACGGAGCACCAUUAAGAGGAAUAGGACCUCCGGAUUUCUCUUGACACGAAUUGUCAAUGGUUCCCUCUCGCUGAGGAAGCAUGGAGAGCCACCAGGACUCGGUUCAGAUUGGGGAGAACAAGUUUAUUGGCAAGGUUGAACUUUUGACUUAUCUGAAAACAUACAACCUGUACUACGAGGGACAGAACCUGCAGCUGAGGCAUCGGGAGGAGGAGGAUGAGCUCAUUAUUGAAGGCCUGCUUAAUAUAUACUGGGGUUUGAAUCGGCCAAUCCGUCUGCAGAUGCAAGAUGACAAUGAGCGAAUCAAGCCACCCCCAUCAUCCACUUCUUGGCAUUCAGGCUGCACCCUGGAGGAGGCACAGAGGGUUGACAUCUCAAUAACAGUGACUGAGGCAGACAGUAUUGAGGAAUCUGCACAGAAAAGCACAGGUCAAGAGGAUGAAGAGUCACCACAGUUAAUGCGGACAAAGAGUGAUGCUGGUGUGUUCCGCCGAGGGCCCCAGCGCUCUGCCAGCGACCAAAGGCGUAUCCGGAGGCACCGUUUCUCCAUUAAUGGCCAUUACUACAACCACAAGACUUCUGUCUUCACCCCCAAAUUCGGGUCCAUGACAAAUGUGAGGAUCAACAGCACCAUGAGCACUCCACAGGUCCUACGGCUGCUGUUAAACAAGUUUAAGAUUGAAAACUCCCCAGAUGAGUUUGCUUUGUACCUGGUACACACCAGUGGAGAACGGCAGAGGCUAAAAAGCACAGAUUACCCUUUGCUGGUGCGGAUCCUGCAGGGCCCCUGCGAGGAAGUUUGCCGGAUCUUCCUGUUGGAGAAAGAUUGGAGUGAAGUCACUUAUGAUGUUGCUCAGUACAUUAGGUUUGAAAUGCCUGUACUGAUUAGCUUCAUCACCAAGCUGCAGGAAGAAGAGGACCGUGAGGUGCAGAAGCUGAAAAGCAAGUACAAUGUCAUGCGCUCAAUGAUUGAACAGAGGAUCAUCCAAUACAGACCAGAGGGGCCCACUGCCAUGUGACUUUUAUGCCCCCCGUCUCCACCCCUUGAGAUUAUCAAAGUGCUUCCUUGCUGGCUUUGCCAAGCUUUGCCUUAUCUUCCUAUAACGUUCCAGGUUUGCGUCAGCUUGCUGUUUCAUUCCUGAAAGUCCUUGGUACAAGAUGUAGUUAUCAUGGGCAACAUAAGUAGCUGAAAAGUGUCCCAACUGGAUGCCGUGGAAAGGUCCCAGGUGCCUCCUGAGGGAAUGUGUCUGCCAACAAGAGGAGAGUUGCUGCAGUUUCUAUUUCUGCAGACAAAUUGCUUAAUUAUUGAAAAGUGAAGGACCUGGGGACAAAGCCCCCAGUGUGAAGCAAUAAUUCAGAAAGUGACUUUUUUGAGCUCCGUUCCAGUAUGAUUAAUAGUCACCUAUAGGGAAAGGAAAAAGACAAAUUAAGAAGAUGAUCAAAAAUGAUAAGGGGUCAGCAGAGAGGAAGAGCUCUGCCGAGUGGCCACAGUCCUUUUACCUUCAGCCUUGCACACCCCGCUCCUUUGGAGUCAUCCUUGUUCUAAAAUAUGAUAUCAGUAAGAAUAUUUAGCUUUUCAGAUGCUCUCUAUGUUACUUAUUUCUGAAGUGUAUACAACCAGAGUAGAAAUUUUAUUAAAAUAUUUUUUUGCA
Molecule: messenger RNA, 2137 nt
Organism: Erpetoichthys calabaricus (reedfish)
Lineage: Eukaryota; Metazoa; Chordata; Cladistia; Polypteriformes; Polypteridae
Gene: rassf2a
Product: Ras association domain family member 2a
Exons: 11
Coding region: 566-1504 (312 amino acids)
Biological process (GO): signal transduction; positive regulation of protein kinase activity; regulation of non-canonical NF-kappaB signal transduction
Cellular component (GO): nucleus; cytoplasm
Source: RefSeq, a predicted model, not a curated record